Messenger RNA from Periconia digitata, 2149 nucleotides. NCBI's taxonomy places the organism in Eukaryota, Fungi, Ascomycota, Dothideomycetes, Pleosporales, Periconiaceae. The record is from the annotation of a GenBank genome assembly.
CCUCAUCACACACACACACACACAUCCCUCUCCCGCCAUCAUGUCUGCCGAGACUUUCGAGUUCCAGGCCGAGAUCUCUCAGCUGCUCGGCCUCAUCAUCAACACUGUCUACUCAAACAAGGAGAUCUUCCUCCGAGAACUCAUCUCCAACGCCUCAGAUGCUCUCGACAAGAUCCGGUAUGAGGCUCUGUCAGACCCCAGCAAGCUGGACAGCGGCAAGGACCUCCGCAUCGACAUUAUCCCCGACAAGGAGGCCAAGACCUUGACCAUCCAAGACUCCGGUAUUGGUAUGACCAAGGCCGACCUCAUCAACAACCUCGGUACCAUUGCCCGGUCAGGUACCAAGCAGUUCAUGGAGGCUCUCUCCGCCGGUGCCGACAUUUCCAUGAUUGGUCAGUUCGGUGUCGGUUUCUACUCUGCCUACCUCGUCGCCGACCGUGUGACCGUCGUCUCAAAACACAACGAUGACGAGCAAUACAUCUGGGAGUCGAGUGCCGGAGGUACCUUCAAGAUCACCGAAGACACCGAGGGCAAGCAGAUCGGUCGUGGUACCAAGAUCGUCCUUCACCUCAAGGACGAGCAGAUGGACUACUUGAACGAGAGCAAGAUCAAGGAGGUUGUCAAGAAGCACUCCGAGUUCAUCUCUUACCCCAUCUACCUCCACGUUCUCAAGGAGACCGAGAAGGAGGUUGAGGAUGAGGAGGCCGCCGAGGAGACCACCGAGGGCGACGACAAGAAGCCCAAGAUCGAGGAGGUCGAUGACGACGAGGAGGAGAAGAAAGAGAAGAAGACCAAGAAGGUCAAGGAAACCUCCAUCGAGGAGGAGGAGCUCAACAAGACCAAGCCCAUCUGGACCCGGAAUCCCCAAGAGAUCACCACCGAGGAGUACGGUUCUUUCUACAAGUCCUUGUCCAACGACUGGGAAGACCACCUUGGUGUGAAGCACUUCUCCGUUGAGGGUCAGCUCGAGUUCCGUGCCAUCCUCUUCGUUCCCAAGCGCGCUCCCUUCGACCUGUUCGAGACCAAGAAGACCAAGAACAACAUCAAGUUGUACGUCCGCCGUGUCUUCAUCACUGACGAUGCCACCGACCUCAUCCCCGAGUGGUUGUCUUUCGUCAAGGGUGUUGUCGACUCUGAGGAUCUUCCCCUCAACUUGUCUCGUGAGACCCUCCAGCAGAACAAGAUCAUGAAGGUCAUCCGCAAGAACAUUGUCAAGAAGACCCUCGAGCUCUUCAACGAGAUCGCCGAGGACCGCGAGCAGUUCGACAAGUUCUACACUGCCUUCAGCAAGAACAUCAAGCUCGGUAUCCACGAGGACUCCCAGAACCGCGCGUCGCUUGCCAAGCUUCUGCGAUUCAACUCCACCAAGUCUGGCGAUGAGACCACCUCUCUCACCGACUACAUCACCCGCAUGCCUGAGCACCAGAAGCAGAUGUACUACAUCACUGGUGAGUCCCUCAAGGCUGUCGAGAAGUCUCCUUUCCUCGACUCGCUCAAGGCCAAGGGCUUCGAGGUUCUUUUCCUCGUUGACCCCAUUGACGAGUACGCCAUGACUCAGCUCAAGGAAUUCGAGGGCAAGAAGCUUGUCGACAUCACCAAGGACUUCGAGCUCGAGGAGACCGAGGAGGAGAAGACCAAGCGUGAGGCCGAGGAGAAGGAGUUCGAGGGUCUCGCUAAGAGCCUCAAGAACGUUCUCGGCGACAAGGUCGAGAAGGUUGUUGUCUCCCACAAGUUGGUCGGCUCCCCCUGCGCCAUCCGUACCGGCCAGUUCGGUUGGUCUGCCAACAUGGAGCGUAUCAUGAAGGCCCAGGCUCUCCGUGACACCUCCAUGUCCUCGUACAUGUCUUCCAAGAAGACCUUCGAGAUCUCUCCUCAAUCCCCCAUCAUCAAGGAGCUCAAGCGCAAGGUUGAGGCCGAUGGAGAGGAGGACCGCACCGUCAAGUCCAUCACUCUUCUUCUCUUCGAGACCUCUCUCCUCGUCUCCGGCUUCACCAUUGACGAGCCCGUCCAGUAUGCCGAGCGCAUCCACAAGCUUGUCUCCUUGGGCUUGAACGUCGAUGAGGAGGUUGAGACCGAGCAGGAGGCCAAGUCUGACGAGGCCCCUGCUGCCGCCGCUGCUGGCGAGAGCGCCAUGGAGGAGGUUGACUAA